CAUGGUAUUUGCGUCGCUAUGUCGGCGGCUGGGUUUUAAAGACUCUGCGGGUUUUGGUGUUUCAGUGAGCGCGACCCCCCGCGGCCCGGACCCAUGGAGACCCCCAGAGACCCGGUGGAGCGUCUGUCCAGGAAGCGCCGCGACUCCUUCGGGCUGCUGGACGGUCCGGAGGAGGACCGGAGCAGCUGCAGCACCGAGUCCAGCGGGGGGGGCGGAGCCUCCAGCCCCGAGGACAGCGAGGAGGAGGAGGAGGAGGAGGAGCUGGGGUCCUCGCUGACCCUUAUCAAGACCAACGGGCAGGUGUACACCUACCCCGACGGGAAGAGCGGCAUGGGUCAGUCUGGGGAUGCUUUAGGGGCGGGGCUACAAGGUGAUUGACAGGUCGACACCUGAGACGUAUACGGCGUCUCGACGUCGCUCCUCCUCCGUUUAUAUGUGGUCACUUCCUGUUCGCUGGUUGCAAAAAACCAAGAUGGCGACGGUGAAAUUGCCAAACUGGAGGCUUCAAAACGUCACAAACCAAUCGAAGCAAGUUUAAAACCUCACGAAGAAACGUCAUCUGAAUACAACGUGUUUGAUUAGUGUGUGU
This is a messenger RNA of Cyclopterus lumpus (lumpfish), 589 nucleotides long. RefSeq names its product MBT domain-containing protein 1-like. The record is from RefSeq and is a predicted model, not a curated record. Lineage: Eukaryota; Metazoa; Chordata; Actinopteri; Perciformes; Cyclopteridae. The coding region runs from base 94 to 378 and encodes 94 amino acids. The transcript is spliced from 2 exons.